AUGGCGAAUCCAUGUGGCGAAUUCCGUAAGGAUAUACAGAAAUGUGUCGCACCAGCAGGACCACAGGGAACAACUUUAUUACCUGCGGCCUGUUCCGCGGCACCGAUUCAAAGUCAAAGCGCACCUGUAACGCCAAUGCGACCACGAUCACUUUAUACAGCGCACAGUUAUCAUGCACAGACCGAGGACACUAAUUUUCAACGGUACAAUGAAUUUUCCAAGUACUUUGAAACACCACCAGCGGAUCAAUGGAGCGGUGGUAUAACGGGUGCAACCACUUAUUCGAGUUCAGGGGCGAUUUGGAGACAGCCAAGAACUCCUAAAACAAUGGCCACUCCGUAUUACACGACCGAGGAGGCCUGCCUUUAUACAGAAAAUUGGAGGGAACACGAGACCGAUGCGAGUGCAGGAGGUGCUGUCGCCACGCCACACGGUACCAUUUCCCUGAGACUCCGCAAUAGGAUUCGAGUUGACAUGACGGUCGAUCGUGCUGUAAGAGUGAUCAAUUUUAAGAAUAAUAUCGUGCUUUCGUUAAGCUGUUCUGGAGCAGCCGCUGCAUUAUUACAUCCAAAUGGAAGAAUAUAUCAAUAUGGAUCGCGUGUUGAAAUUCUGGCCCACGAUACGCAUGGGAAUAAUAAAUACGCGAAGAUGUGGUACAAGGGUGUCAGUUUUACCUGCGAACAAUGUGCUCUUGUAUAUUUAGUGGAUGCAGCGGGAACUAGAACAACCACUGACUCGUUUUCGGACAUGAGUCAAGACUUUUCGUUGAGUGUUUUUUACUCCGGCUCGCGACAUGGAUCGUCGUGCCUGCAAGAAGCGGCCACAUCUCUCGGAGCUGCUCAAUAUUGGAUGACAGAUGAAGGUGUUGAAAAUUGGAUCAUCAAUAAUGUCAGAAUUUCUCAGACUCCGGAUGGUCUUGUUAGAAUUGCGCGUAAUAGCAACAAGUAUCAGCUACGAACAUCACCUAGCAAUGGAACUGCAUCCCUAACAACUCCGUUUCUACAUUGCACAGCAUCGUUGGGUCAAACGUCUCAUCUAUUUGUGCGUCGGGGAGAGCGCCGGAUGCAUUACGACGGAACAAGUUUUAUUGUGCGCAAUGCAGGACACAGUGCUGGAUUUGAUGACAAUGACCAGUUAAAAGUCUAUUGA
Messenger RNA from Vespa crabro (European hornet), 1149 nucleotides. RefSeq lists its product as uncharacterized. NCBI's taxonomy places the organism in Eukaryota, Metazoa, Arthropoda, Insecta, Hymenoptera, Vespidae. The record is from RefSeq and is a predicted model, not a curated record. Bases 1 to 1149 code for a protein of 382 amino acids. The transcript has 6 exons.